Orbicella faveolata is the source of this 7158-nucleotide messenger RNA. RefSeq names its product serine/threonine-protein kinase LATS1-like. NCBI's taxonomy places the organism in Eukaryota, Metazoa, Cnidaria, Anthozoa, Scleractinia, Merulinidae. Gene Ontology annotation, molecular function: ATP binding; protein serine/threonine kinase activity. The record is from RefSeq and is a predicted model, not a curated record. Gene Ontology annotation, biological process: protein phosphorylation.
AUAUUGUUUUCCGAAAACUGGAUUUAUAAACAACAGAAAAAUCUAAAACGGAAAUUGUAUCAUCUAAAAUCGCCCGUUUCAUUUUCGCACAGUUUAAGAUUCGAGUUAAUCAAUUAGAACUCAAUUUGCUAGGUCAUGACUCAUUGUUUGGUGUACCUCCCCCAAGGUUAUGCCCCUGAGGGCCUAAGCCAGGGCUAAGCCAGCAUAGCAAUUAGACACUGUAUAUUUGGGCACUGUUCUAAACCCCAUGCUAUGCAUGCAGUACAUGUGAUUUACCUGUGAAUUCUACAUAGUUGCGAGGGAAAAAAAACAGAAAAAGGUGUUCCUAGAAUUAAGCCAGCCAGUUAUCAAUUAUACUGAUCAGUAGCUGCCGUUUUUUACUGUCAUUUGCCACAAGUACAUUUCCUGCAGCCAACAAGUCAUUGCUAAAAUAAGCAGUGACCGAACCAUGCAAGCUUGCGGCAUACGGAAAUAGGAUUUGAGGAGGCUUUAAUACGACGAGCAGUUUCAGUACAUCCGUCCGGUCACCUUGUAAGCCUGAAGAGCACGCUUGAGCUGAGUGUCGUACAAAUCUUUAAUUUUAACAGAAACACCGGAAAGCUUCCUCAGUACGGGUUGUUUUCUAAAGGAAAAGUUGUAAAGACACCUGUAAAAGUAGCUUUGAUACAACUCUGACCGCUGGCGAGUGUUUCCAAACACAAAUGUUUUAUAUCUAGCUCAACAGAGAACUGUUCUUGUUUUCUUCUUGAAAUGUAGGGUAUUUUUUAGUUGUUACUCAAAGAAUCGUAUUAAAGCGAGUUCACUGGGAAGGAGAAGAAUUAAUUCACGUAAUGUGAACGGUUUCGAGCCGGUGGGCCCUUGAUUCGCGUUAAUUUAUGAGGGGGACGUUUCCAAUCUCGGCAGAAUGGACGUUUCGAUUCAUGCAAAUUUAAAUACACAACUAAAAGAUUUUUUUAUGCAAAUCGCCCAUGGCACAUUGACUAAGUAAGUUGAUUUCAGAGCCUGAAGCGAGCGCCAUUUGUUACGAUCUAUUUUUACUCUCUCCUAUGAAUGGGCGUCACGGUUUGUUGCCUAAAUUGGACCUUCCCAUUCAGUCACAUGUCGCGCGGUAUAUAAAUGGUCACUAUAAAUAGCAUUUGUUCUUAAGCGCGCGCGCCUCAGUCACACCCACCCCAGACCAACUCAUGUGACCUGAAUUUCACAAACCUGAUCGGUUCGCAGUUAUAUUUUAAAUUACCGAUUGCAAAACUCUUCUACGGGAAGAUUCGUUUCAAAAAUAGAUGAACUGUUCCACUCUAGGCUAUCAGAUUGUGAUGGAUAUAGACAGCAAUCUAUUAUCUAGCAAGAUAAAUAUGUGAGAGCCUGGAACUUUCUAUUCAAAAUUGCUGUAUACACGGUAUGAUCAGUCAUAAACGGGACAAAGACAGAGAUCAAAUUAAACAAUUUGCACCCGAAGAACAAAAGUGCAAAGCCUCGAUAAAUUGUCUCGAAGUAUCACCAGAUUUCGAGACCCAACAAGGACAAAUAAAUGCGUCGAGCUUUAAUAGACUAAAAAGGCUUAAAUCAACCAUGCCUGGGUAUGCCAAUCACAAGGUGAUGGUUAUCUGUCAACGACCAAAAUAGAUGUUAUGUUAUGUUUUCAUUCUAAUGUGUUUGAUGCCACUCUUUCGCUCGGGUCAGUAAUCACACUUGAUGUGUUAUUGUUACUGAAAUGCUACACAAAACAGACAAGAUUUUUUUUGUCAUGUAAAUGUAAAAGGGCCAGUUUUCAGUGUGCCUCCAACGUUACCGUAAAAGGAUUCGAAUGGAAGCAUUUCUUUUCUUGGGUUGUCCAGUGUUUAAAUGCUGAGGUCCAGUUCUUGUAUUCCGUCGCAGCUUUACCGUAAAUAAUAAGCAGCCCUUUUGACUUUAAUCCAAUCAAGCAAAUCGUCUGAGCAAGCAUAUAUUUUGCUUUGUAACAAGUAUUGUUCACUUGUCUCGCGCCCUCAAGUGUGACGUCAAUGUAAAACGCCCUGAAAACACCUAAAUCAACAUUGAUCGACAUUGAUUUGUUUAGCAACGUUAUCACAUAGUUAAACGGUACUUCUUUGUGUUUCUUUACUGCAGUCUUUGACGUCAAUACAGCUUAAUUUCCUUUCAAAACAACUUUAAGCAGUUGAGUCGAUUUUGUAUAUGCUGAUGAGUAGGGAUGUAAAGUCUCUCCGGCGAAUCGCCUACGCGUAAUCAAUGUAAUGUUAUGAGUAAGAAUACGCUCCCUGCCUUCACAACGACAAUACCGACUUCCUGUCGAGCCGGAUCUGUACUUAAUAUGGACGUUUUGCGUAUAUACAAGUAACCACAGGUUUUCGCAAGAUUUCAUGAAGCGUGAACAAAUGUUUUAGAAAACACUUCAUUCAUCUCACAGCAGUGCUGGUGCGUAGAGGAAAAUUGGAUCACACGCACGCCACGAGAAAAUCUUCUUAUCCAGCUCAGGUUUUGGAAAUCGUGCAGGGCCAGAGAGAACCCAAGCGAUUUAGCUCGGAGGGAAAAUAUUGUUGAAGAUUCUCCGAAUUCUACACUCGCGGAUCGGAAGUGUUAUUUUGGGUCGUAAUAACUCCCGAGUGAGUCGAUACCUUGAUGUCUUUUGUGGAAUGUCAAAUAUCCAAUUGCGUGAGCAAGUCUUCUCAUCUUUAACAGACUAGUUUCAUCUCCGCUCAAGCUUCGUUGUGUCGAUAUUUUAUUCUAGCGCAGUCAUCACAGACAAGAGAACGUCUGGGAGCCCAAAUUACGAUUCAACGUCAAUAUUCCCGGUUAGAGGUGGACAACGUGAAACUGAAUUCUCACUUAUUCAACAAUGGAAUUUGAGAAUCUUGAGCUGGCGUAUCAACGGAGAUAAUUUCAUCGCUGAAGGGUCGGGCUCUUGCAAGACUUUAUUUUGGGAUCUGUCGAGAUAAGGCCAUUCACACAGAGCUUUAUUGUGGUUCGACUUGAAUUCAACGCUUCUCAAAUCUGCGAUCACAAAGAAAACAUUGACACAUACAUAAACUUCGACUAAAAUGGCGGAACGGGAAGGAGAACCAGCCAGGAAAAUCGCGUUUGUUGGCAACAGUCAGCAAAUGCUGCGAGACAUUAAACAAAGUUUGAGGCACCUAAAAAGGCAACCUGAGCAGCAGCGACCAGAGGCAACUAGGAUUUCACAACAACCGGCGACUUCAGCCGGGUCCAAUUCGGUUACCGUUGGAGAACCGAACGCAACCAGACCCUUGGCACAGAAUCCAAACCGCCGGAUAAGUCAUGCGAAAGCUUUGGCUGAGAUUAGGAGCAGUUUAAAACCCUUCGAGACUACAGAGUCUGGCUAUUCCUCCUGCUCCGAAAGCGGAGAGUCAAUCAACAAACAGUUUUUUAGUACACUCAAGGCUCUGGGCUUCGAUGAGGAGACAGCCACUGAAGCCAUAAGACUGACUUCUAACAGGCCUUUGGAGGAAUCAUUAGACAUCAUUACACAGUUGGCAACAGCACAAGGUUACAACAGAGUAAAUUUUGGCUCAAAUGCUUCAAAUAAUAAUCGCACACAACUUCCUCCUCCUUAUAAUGCUGCCGUCCAUCGCAUGUCAUGGAAGGGCUCAGAAGAAUCACUGAACAGUCCUAAGCGAGCUGAGUCCCCCAUGAUAGCCAUGGAAAGUGCAGUGCCAAUGGUACAUCCUCCUAAGAGUACAGUUACAAGUUUUAGUGGACAGGCCAGUGGAAGGGCAUCUUCAUCAGAGGCCACAAGGGCUGAAUGGCAUGUCCAAAGGAACCCCGCAUUGGUUGCACCACAACCUUGGCAAGGCGCUCACAUGCCAGCACCUCCUCAGCAAAGAUAUGUGGAGCGAACUGGUCCAAACAUGCAACUCGGAUGGAAACCAGUGACUGUAUCUGGUCCGAAACCAGUUCAAGGAAUCAGUCAAAAUCAAACUCAACAUGUUAACAGUGCUGUUGGAAAUCCUCCACCACCUCAAUUUCACGUAACUGCAAACCUUACUUUAACUGGAAGUAAUUCUGGUAGCGAGAACUUUCAAGGGGGGAGAAUGGGAGCAACAUGUGCAAAUGUAUCGUCCAGUGGGGCAAAUGCCAUGUCCUUCAACAUACUUGUUCAAACUAAUUUUCCACCAAGUUCAUCUGGAAGCAUCCAAUCAUCAAAUCAAGGACAAUUUUGUCAAACCUCACCUCAACACCCCAGUGUUGUUCAAGGAUCACACAGUGGUGAUGUGUUAUGUCACUCUCCUGUACCAAGUACAUCUCAGGCUCCAGUGCCGCACUUUGUACAGUCAUUUGACCCAACACUUCAUCCUCCACCUGCGUAUGCUCCUGUACCAAGAAGACCAUUCCCAUGUUCAGAUGUUAGCAUGUCAGAGACCACCAGUAAUUGGCAGAAUCAUAUCCCACGUGUUUCAUCAAGAUCACCAGUUCCUCCCCCAGCUCCAGAACAGUGGAGGCACUCCUGGAACACAGAAACAUCAUCAAACUCUGGAUCCAUCAGUGAUGAAAUGCCAUGGUCUAGUUCACAUAAUGACAGUGGGCCUCCGUCGCCAUUGUCAGACUCAUCAUUCACAAUAGAGGGUCCAACAAAGGUAACAAAUCCAACUGGGACUGUUGUUUACCGUCUUGACUCACCUAAUUCUCGUAAACGACCUCCAAUUCCAACCAUGGAUGGUCAGGAGAACAGACUACCAGCAAUGGAAGAUGAUGACCAAAUGUCGGAGUCUGAUAUGGAAAUGCUCACUCCAGAACAACGAUAUAAACAAUUCAGAGACAAAAACUCAAAACUAAAGAAAUGUUCUCCAGCAGCGACAAAAUUUUACUUUGAACAACACUUUGAAAAUUUAAUGAAGGACACAGAGGAAAGACAGAAGAGACGCUUCCAGUUAGAAGAGGAAAUGCAAAAAGUUGGACUUUCUCAGGAUGCUAGGAACCAAAUGCGACAAAUCCUAGUGCAGAAAGAGACCAACUAUAACCGCUUAAAGAGAUCAAAAAUGGAUAUAACAAUGUUUGAGAAAAUAAACAAAAUUGGAACUGGUGCAUUUGGAGAAGUUUGGCUCGUCAGAAAAGUAGACACAAACAUGUUGUAUGCCAUGAAAAUCCUACGGAAGACUGAGGUCCUGAAACGCAACCAGGUAGCUCACGUUAAAGCUGAAAGAGACAUUCUUGCAGAGGCGGACAAUGAAUGGGUUGUUAAGUUGUAUUACUCAUUUCAAGAUGCAAAAUUCUUGUAUUUUGUGAUGGACUACAUUCCAGGUGGAGACUUGAUGAGCCUUUUGAUUAAAUUUGAAAUCUUUCCUGAGGAUCUGGCAAGAUUUUACAUUGCCGAACUUGUGCUAGCGAUUGAGUCGGUGCACCGAAUGGGAUUUGUUCAUCGUGACAUCAAACCUGACAAUGUGUUGAUUGACAAAGAUGGUCACAUCAAACUCACUGACUUUGGUCUUUGCACGGGUUUUCGCUGGACACACGACAGCAAAUAUUACGAGAAGGAUGGUCAUGACAGACAGCCAAGUAUGGAGUAUGGCAUGCUCCCAUGGGAUCUUCCUCCUGAGUGGAAUGAUCAUCUGAUACAGAAGUCACUAUUAGAAAUGAAGCCACUGGAAAAGCGGCACUUUCGUAAGCACAUGAGAAGUCUUGCCCAUUCCUUAGUGGGCACACCCAACUACAUCGCGCCAGAGGUAUUGCAAAGGAGUGGUUACACACAGCUUUGUGAUUGGUGGUCUGUGGGAGUGAUAAUGUAUGAGAUGCUUGUUGGACACCCACCAUUUCUUGCUUCCACACCUGCAGACACUCAACUCAAGGUCAUCAACUGGGAAGCAACACUGCAUGUCCCCAGGCAGUCCCUUAGCUGGGAGGCCAGAGACUUGAUCUUGAAGCUCUGCACAAGUCCAGACAGAAGGCUUGGGGCAAAUGGAAUUGAAGAAAUUAAACAACACCCUUUCUUUGCUAAUGUGGACUGGGGCUUUGGUGUGCGUCGCAUACAAGCGCCAUACCGUCCACAGAUCUCCUCCCCAACAGACAUAUCCAACUUUGAUCCAGUUGAUGAAUCAGAGAGAAUGAGCAGUGAUGAAGAAGCUGCUCCUGUUGCGAGUGAGCCGGUACCACCCAGACAGGGCCGACACCCUGAGCAUGCAUUCUAUGAGUUCACAUUUAGAAGGUUUUUUGAUGACGGUGGAAACAGCUAUGUAUCAGCGCGCAGAUACUCUUCUGAUGACAGUGGCAGUGACACUAGCAAAGAACCAGUGUAUGUUUAAUGUAUCAAGUCUGUGUCCAGUCUUAGAUUUGUAGCUGUUACGUGUAAACAUGAGCUGGAAAGUAAUAUUAGCUCUCAAUUGUUCAAGUUAAUAGUCUUGUGCAGUUAGAAUUUGGCAUUUCCCUUUCCCUUUCUUACCUGUUCCUUUUUCUCUGAAAUUACCAUAAAUGGUCUGCUUUUCCAAAAUUUUUUUUGAACUUCAAUUAUUUAUUAGAAAACCUGCAAUGUUUGCUUCUUUCUCGUUGUUUCUCAAAUUUUACUUUGAGUUGUUUAGUUAAUUUUGUAGUAACACACAAAAAUGUAUAAAGUGGGAUGUGUGGAGUCGAGUGUGGUUCUUAUAUGCCACCGUGGCACUGCUGACCACUUUGCCUGUGGAACCACCACCAUGUGGCAAGUCAAACUUGACUUACUUUCACAGGAACAGUUCUCAGCUGGUGAGCAAUAGUCACAUGGGCUGCAACAGUUUCUCAGUCAGUAUCAGUAACUAUAGGUUGCUUACAUGUCAGGCAUGCAAUCACUACACUUGAUUUAGUUUAUUCAGUUCCAUGAUUUCUUGACCACUUAUGUCCCACAAUGGUAAAUUUAUGAAAAACAGGAAUAUUUUAAUUCUAUCAAAGAAAGUUAUAUCACGCUUUGCGUGCCUAAAAGUAAGACUUGUAGCACAAACACUUUUGCACAAAACACUUACUAGAGACCUUUUUUAAGAGGAGGAACAUUUUCCUUUUCAACAUUUUGUAACCCUGAAGGCGGUCGGUACCUAUGUCAUAUAUUUGAAAUGAGAAUUUCUCACGGAGAAAUAGUCUGUGUAUAGUUUUAAUUUAUAACACUGUUGAGUUUUCCAAGGAAAAAACAGUUUCCUUUACUCGCCAUAGCAAAGAAGGAGGGAAAAUAAAUUGUUGAGAAAAGAA